Molecule: messenger RNA, 219 nt
Organism: Thlaspi arvense
Lineage: Eukaryota; Viridiplantae; Streptophyta; Magnoliopsida; Brassicales; Brassicaceae
Source: the annotation of a GenBank genome assembly
AUGUUAAUUAUAACAAUUAUUUACUUUUGGGAACCUUUCCUCAUGGGCGACAUCGAAGUAAAAUCCCAGAUUUUCAAGCGGUGGUGCAUCGGCGAAGAAGACAUCGGUGACAGAGAAGGUCGUCCUAAGAUUCAAAUUUUGAAAAUGGACAUCACACUUCCUAAACUCAAAUACAAGAUGGGGAAGGAACCAAUGAGUGGGUUCAAGGCCAUAUACUAG